AUGGUAGUCUCUGCAGACGGUGAAUCUUCGACUUCACACUUUGUUCCGAUCUCCUCCUCUCCUAGCUCCGCUCGAGACCGUAUCCAACCUGACAGUUCUCUCCCGAGGCAAACCUCCACUGCCCGGCUGGCAUCGCCAAUUCCUGGAGCUGGAACAACUCAGUUACGACAAUUAACCCAACAUACACCCAGAAUUGACUCUCAAGAUGACCUUCAUCUAUCAAGUCAGAUGUAUUAUCCUUCACUACCUGGCCCAGGUGUUUCAGCCCUUGCUGCUGCCUUGAACAAUACCUAUGAAAGACAACCAUCGCAACAUGGAACUCCACCACUUCGUCCAAGCUCCCCUUUUCAGUCAGAAAACCAUUUGCAAAGUUCAGCCGUACAAAGUAAUUAUGGAUCAUUUGAUAGGAUACGGUCAAUCCAGGGCGCUCCCGGAUGGAAUGGCCCGGCCACAUACGAGGAUCCUGAGAUUGUAAAAAGGCAUUUAGUUCAACCUACCGAGACAUCUCAAGCUGAAAUAAUUACUGAAUCCACAGUUGCAAGUGGUGAUUCCUCAGUAGGAAUAUCCAAACAACAUAAUGAUGCUGCAUCAGCUCCUUUACUUGAUGAAUUUUCUAGCCUACGUCUCCAAGGUGGCGACAUAACGCGACCGAUAUACAAAUGGACAGAAGAGGCUGAGGCGCGGGCUCAUGGCCUUGGACGACAAGGUCGUAGUAGAAGCUUUCAUCUGUCCCGACCGCAGCCUGAAAAUGAAAUUCUCGACAUUGGUUCGAUAAAAGUACCUGGUGGUUUUCGUCGUAAUUUUCUCCGACGUAUUGCAAUGAAUCCAUCUUGUAUUAAUGAGCCUGAGCGAGGUACCAAGCAAGCUCAGCUCUUUACCAAUAGUUUUAUCGAAUUUCUCACCAUAUACGGUCAUUUUGCUGGAGAAACGCUGGAAGAAGAUGAUGAGGCUCUUGGCUCAAACGAUUCAGUCGUAUCAGGAGCAUAUUACAACGAAGGCCCUAACAAUGGUAGAGAGUCUACAGAAAACACAGGACUAUUAUCAUCAGGUCGAAAAAAGCGCAAGGACCGCAAACCUCCAGGCACUAAUGGUAUUUCAGGAGCCGUGCUGCUUCUCCUCAAAUCGUUCGUCGGUACCGGUGUGCUAUUUUUACCUAAAGCUUACCUAAAUGGAGGCAUGGUUUUCAGUAACAUUAUUCUACUGUUGGUCGCAAUACUAAGUUAUUAUUGCUUUGUACUACUUAUUGAAACACGAUUAAAAGUUGAAGGAUCAUUUGGUGAUAUGGGCGGAAUUCUCUAUGGAAACUGGUUCCGGAAUAUGAUUCUAAUCUCUAUCGUGUUCAGUCAAAUUGGGUUCGUCGCAGCCUAUAUUAUAUUUACUUCGGAGAACCUGCAAGCUUUUAUUCUCGCAGUUUCUCACUGCCAGACUUAUAUCAGCAUACCAUGGCUCAUCUUAAUGCAAGUAGCAGUAUUUUUACCAUUCUCGCUGCUUCGGGACAUUAGUAAGCUAGGAUUUACCGCCCUUAUCGCAGAUGCGUUCAUCUUGUUCGGUCUAUUGGUCCUAUAUCACUAUGAUAUUGAUACUAUCAUACAUCAAGGUGGGAUUUCUGAUAUCGUUAACUUUAAUUCGCAAAGUUGGUCUUUAUUCAUUGGAACCGCCAUAUUUACCUUUGAGGGAAUUGGUCUGAUUAUUCCCAUUCAAGAAUCCAUGAAAAGUCCAAAAAAAUUUCCUGCUGUUCUCGGAGGAGUAAUGAUAAUUAUUAUCCUAAUUUUUCUAUCCAUGGGAGCGAUUUCAUACGCUGCAUACGGCUCCAAAACUGAAACCGUUAUUAUCUUAAAUCUUCCGCAGGACAGUAAACUUGUUAAUGGGGUUCAGUUCCUCUAUUCAAUUGCCAUACUUCUUUCAACCCCUCUCCAAAUCUUUCCAGCUAUUCGCAUAACUGAGAAUGAGAUAUUCACACGGAGUGGGAAGUAUAAUCCUUAUAUCAAGUGGAAAAAGAACAGCUUACGUUUUUUUGUGGUAAUGCUCUGUGCCGCAGUUGCUUGGGUUGGUGCCGAUGAUUUGGAUAAAUUCGUUUCACUAGUGGGUAGUUUUGCAUGCAUCCCACUGGUAUACAUUUAUCCUCCAAUGCUUCAUAUAAGAGGUGCAGCAAAAAAUAAUGUUAGUAUAUUGGGUGAUAUCCUCUUAUGCAUAUUUGGCGGGAUUGUGAUGAUAUACACAACAGUCCUCACAAUCAGCAGUUGGGCUAACACAAGUCUGCCUUUACCGAAAACUAAUUUUUGUAAUAAUGUAUGA
Blumeria graminis f. sp. triticale is the source of this 2295-nucleotide messenger RNA. Lineage: Eukaryota; Fungi; Ascomycota; Leotiomycetes; Helotiales; Erysiphaceae. The record is from the annotation of a GenBank genome assembly.